AUGGUGAACAGCAAGGGGUGCAGCAUGGGGCGCAGGGAUAUACGCAGGGCACGUAUACGCAUGGAACACAGCAGGGGAAACAACAUGGAGCGCAGCAUGGAGUGCAACAGGGACCGCAGGCCGGUGGACAGCAAGGCAUUUUCAAUUCAAAUUAUUUCGUUCGGUUUGAAUUCGAAAUAA
Phyllotreta striolata is the source of this 180-nucleotide messenger RNA. The record is from the annotation of a GenBank genome assembly. Lineage: Eukaryota; Metazoa; Arthropoda; Insecta; Coleoptera; Chrysomelidae.